CCCGCGUCGGAACGAUGCCUCUGGAGGUGGUGGUGGAGCUGCAGAUCCGGGCGGUUUCUUGCCCGGGGGUGUUCCUGCCUGGCAAGCAAGAUGUAUACCUCGGGGUCUACCUCCUGAAUCAGUACCUGGAGACAAACUGCUUCCCCCCUGCGUUCCCUAUUACGGUUCAGCAGAGCAUGAGAUUUGAAAAGGUAUUUGAAAAUGCAAUAGAUCCUGGGGCUGUAGCAGAUCUUUUGGAAAGCUUCGUAACCAGGUUUGAAUUAAUACAGCUAGUGUCUCCAGGUAAUGUGCCAGGUAUUGCUCCCAAAAUAGAGUUUUCUACAAGGACAGCCAUCAGAGAAUGUGUGCUUCUGCACAGAAACAGAUUUCUUGGAGAAAGAUAUAAGUCACGAAGGCCUUUAUCUACAUCACAUGGACCAAUAUUCCCCUUAAGUAAUAUAAAGAUGAAGCCAAAGGAGAAUAAUCUUGACAGACAGCCCAGAGAAAUGCUAUCCCGGUCACCUUCUCCAUAUUCCACCAGACAUUUCUUCCAGGACCAGCCAGCUCAGUUGAACCUUGGAAAUAAUUUCAAAAUCUCUGGAGGAAGCAAGCCUCCAUUUGUAGUUAGACAUGUGGACAGUGCAAAGCCCUUUGGUGACGGUAUGUCAGAGCAUCAUUCACGGAAGUCCAGAAGAAAAUCUAAGUUUUCAAACCUUCCGUUUCCAAUGAGAAGAGCUUCUUCUCUUGACAGCCUUGCAGCUAACGUAAAGGUUAUCAAAGAGCCAGAUGAACGGAUUGUCUUAAGGAAUGAAUCACCAUCACCUUUAGAUUCAAGUAAGUUUGGAAAGCCCUCGCCCAGUGACCAAGGGGAUGCCGAUUUCCACCGGGAAACUUCAUUUGCCACCUCCCAGCAUUCCAGAUCUCCCAGCCCUCUGGAUCAGCCCCCGUUCAAAGAAAGGUCAGCGGCAAGUGCACAUCUCUUUGCUUGAAGAGUGCAUUGUGGUCUGCUGGGAGGAAAGCCGGGUCACUGUGUCAGUUCACUUUCUUAGGAAUAUUCAGCUGGUGACACCUUGAUAUGAAAAAACGAUUAUGCCUUUAAAAAUCUACUCAAAAGUUAGAGCCUUUUGAGCCUUUUCUCUUGCCUCUGGAAAGCAUAUCUCAGGAUGUUUGUUGUAAAUGGGAUAGACAAAUAAACAUAACAUGGAUACUGUUUACCCA
Molecule: messenger RNA, 1197 nt
Organism: Galeopterus variegatus (Sunda flying lemur)
Lineage: Eukaryota; Metazoa; Chordata; Mammalia; Dermoptera; Cynocephalidae
Gene: SPATA6L
Product: spermatogenesis associated 6-like
Exons: 9
Coding region: 15-968 (317 amino acids)
Biological process (GO): spermatogenesis
Molecular function (GO): myosin light chain binding
Source: RefSeq, a predicted model, not a curated record